AUCACAAGGCCAACACAGAUAGACAGACAACAUUCACACUCACAAUUACACACUAGGGCCAAUUUAGUGCUGCCAAUCAACUUAUCCCCUGGUGCAUGUCUUUGGAGGUGGGAGGAAGCCGGACAAGUACCUGAGGGAACACACGCAGUGAGUGAUAUAAAUGAUGAUAUAAUAGAUGAGUUCGUAAAUGUUGUUCAUUUCCUACGAAAAAAAAGCUGGAGUCUAUCCCCGUUUACUUUGAAUGCGAGGCGCAUUCUUUCUGAUGACGAUCUGUCAGUUCCUAUCCCAACCACAAGGUGGCGGUCAAAGCCCGGUUGGUCGGACGCCAAUAAAUACAUUGAAAGGGGUUAAUUGUGACGUUUACCUACCAAAGUCCACACAAGUUGUAACAACGCGUCGGGAAGACGAGCGUUCGCAGCAUGGAGCAGAAAGACAAGAAGGUCCUUUGCAUCGGGCUUGUGUGCCUCGACAUCAUCAGCGUUGUGGAUAAAUAUCCAGAAGAAGACACUGACAGCAGGUGCGUGUCACAGCGAUGGCAGCGAGGUGGCAAUGCUUCCAACUCUUGUACGGUGCUUUCACUGCUGGGGUCCUCCUGCGCCUUCAUGGGCUCCCUGUGUGCUGGACCUGUGGCCAGUUUCAUCGUGGAUGACUUCUCGCAGCAUGCCAUUGAUAUUUCAGCUGUGGCCUGGCAGGUCAAAGGUCAAACGCCCAGUGCGUGUUGUGUAGUGUGUCCGACAAGAGGCUCUCGCACUGUCGUUCUGUACGACACGUCACAUGACCCACUGCAGUGCAAGGCCCCCGUGUUGCUGCAUGUCAGGAAGUUACAUCACAGCCUCAAGCUCCUCCCACUGAUGGCUGACAGGAGGUUACGAAGCUACGUAGUGCAGAACGUCCCUGAUGUGACGGCAGAAGAUUUCUCCAAAGUGGAGCUGCGUCACUUCAAGUGGAUUCACUGGGAGGGGCGCAAUGUCGACGAGCAACUGAAGAUGAUCCAGCAGGUGGCACGCCACAAUGCUGCGUUACCGUGGCAACAGCGAAUCACCAUCUCUGUGGAAAUCGAGAAGCCUAGAGAGCCGCUGUACGAGCUGUUUGCGUACGGCGACGUGGUGUUCGUCAGCAAAGACGUGGCUCGGCACCUUGGCUUCCAUACGCCGCAAAGUGCUCUGGAAGGACUCCGCUGCCGUGUCAAAGUUGGGGCGGUCCUCAUCUGUGCAUGGGCCGAAAAAGGGGCCGACGCGCUGGCUCCUGAUGGCUUGUUCAUCCAUUCGGAUGCCUUCCCUCCAGAACGUCUCAUUGACACGCUUGGAGCGGGGGACACGUUCAAUGCUGCCGUAAUACACAAACUAUCCAACGGUGCCCGUUUAGAGGAGGCGCUGACCUUUGGCUGCAGAGUGGCAGGCGGGAAGUGCGGUUUCCAUGGUUACGGCGGCAUUGCAGACAUGGUGACGCGCCAAGAGUGACUUUUGUUUGACAGACUGGUAUCAUGAUUUAUUGUCAUUUCACUUCAUAAGGACACUAUGGAUAAAUAAAGUGUGCUGGCAAACAAGUCACAGUACGUCAUUAAACUUAGCUUGUUGAUGCUACGUUAGAUUCUGUGCCGUUGCCAUGGUGACCACAAAGCAAACACUCGGUCGACAUUUACAUUUGAAAAUUAUGGACAUUUACCAGAAAAAGCUGUCACAAUUGCUUUCCGCCCAGGCGUUGCCAUUUUGUACUCGCACAUUUUUGUGGCUCAAGUGUGGAUAUUGGUAUUAUGCAGCUUUUGAUUAAAGUAAACCAACAGUA
Messenger RNA from Nerophis ophidion (straightnose pipefish), 1785 nucleotides. RefSeq names its product ketohexokinase (gene khk). The transcript has 9 exons. Bases 420 to 1460 code for a protein of 346 amino acids. Lineage: Eukaryota; Metazoa; Chordata; Actinopteri; Syngnathiformes; Syngnathidae. Gene Ontology annotation, molecular function: ketohexokinase activity. Gene Ontology annotation, biological process: fructose metabolic process. The record is from RefSeq and is a predicted model, not a curated record.